Gymnodraco acuticeps is the source of this 2370-nucleotide messenger RNA. It is a transcript of the gene aldh3b1, whose product is annotated as aldehyde dehydrogenase 3 family, member B1. The transcript is spliced from 10 exons. Gene Ontology annotation, cellular component: cytoplasm. Lineage: Eukaryota; Metazoa; Chordata; Actinopteri; Perciformes; Bathydraconidae. Gene Ontology annotation, biological process: aldehyde metabolic process. The coding region runs from base 249 to 1664 and encodes 471 amino acids. Gene Ontology annotation, molecular function: aldehyde dehydrogenase (NAD+) activity. The record is from RefSeq and is a predicted model, not a curated record.
GGCUCCGUAGUUAGUGUAGCAAUAGCUCGCCCGGUGUGUCUCUCGCCCGGUGUGUCUCUCACCUGGUGUGUCUCUCGCCUGACAGGUUGGAAGCUCGUUUUUCAGGCUGAACCAAAACCUCCCCCCCACACCCUGUCACAGGAGCUGUUAGGUCGACCGGUGUUAGAAAAGAGAACAAUCCCGGGAACACUCUAGAAACUUAAACGUCCUCCCUACCAUCUCCUCGGAACACAGCAGCAGGUGAAAGGAUGGAGACCCACAGCCAGAUUCUGGACAGGUUGCGUUCUGCUUUUCGGUCCGGUAUCACGGUACCAGAGGCGUUCCGUCAAGCUCAGCUAAAACAGCUCAUGUCCCUGAUGACAGAAAAUGAAGAUCAGAUUUUAGAUGCAAUGAAGAAAGACCUCGCCAAGCCCAAAUUUGAGUCCGUCAUAGCUGAGGUGGAUAUGGUGAUCAAUGAGCUGCACUUCACCAUCGCUAACCUGAACAGCUGGAUGCAGCCGGAGUACGUCAGCAAGAACCUGGCCACAAAGCUAGAUGAUUGUUUUGUGCGGAGGGAGCCGUUGGGGGUGGUGUUGAUCAUCGGCCCAUGGAACUACCCCCUGCAGCUCCUCCUCUCACCUCUGAUCGCAGCCAUUGGUGCAGGUAACUGUGCCAUCCUCAAGCCUUCAGAGGUCAGCGCCGCCACAGAUGCUCUUGUCGCAGAGCUCAUCCCAAAAUAUAUGUCUCAGGACUGUUAUGCUGUAGUCCGCGGGGCAGCAGAGGAGACCAAGGCUCUACUGAAGAACCGAUUCGACCACAUCUUCUACACAGGUUCUCAGGCCGUGGCUCGCCACAUCCUGCAUGCGGCCGCGGACCACCUGACCCCUGUGACCUUGGAGCUGGGUGGGAAGUGUCCGUGCCUGAUAUACGGUAAGGUGAACAUCACCUACGCCGCGCGCCGGCUGGCCUGGUCAAAGUUCUUUAACACGGGCCAGAGCUGUGUGGCUCCGGACUUCUUGGUGUGCUCGAAGGCCACCAGGGACGCCCUGCUGCCCGCACUGAGACAAACCCUGGAGGAUUUCUACAGCAAGGAGCCCGAGAGCUCCGCCGACCUGCCACGCAUCGUGUCCCCAAGACACUGGACCCGACUCAUGGAGCUGCUCAAGAGGUCCAAGGGAAAGGUGGUGAUGGGAGGAGAGAGCAACGAGGAGAACAAGUACAUCGCUCCCACAGUGCUGGUGGACGUGGCUGAAGAUGACGCUCUGAUGGAGGAGGAGAUCUUCGGCCCCUUCCUGCCCAUCCUCACCGCAGAGACUCUGGAGGAAGCCAUCGCCUUAAUCAACCGUCAAGAGAAGCCACUGGCCCUCUACGUGUUCUCUGAAGAGUCCUCUGUGGUGAACACGGUGCUGGAGAAGAGCAGCAGCGGAGGAUUCUGCUCCAAUGACGGGAUCAUCCACAUGGCGCUGCCAACGCUGCCUUUCGGGGGUGUAGGGGCCAGCGGUUUCGGCAGUUACCACGGCCGCUGGGGCUUUGAGACCCUCAGCCACCAGAGGGCCGUCAUGCUGCGGGGGUGGACCUUGGAGAGACUCAACGGCCUGCGCUACCCCCCCCUACACAGAGGACAAGCUGAGCUGGCUGCGCUGGACCACCUCUGCCAAACCCAGCUGCUCACUCAUGUGAUGUGAGACCUUGUUAAGGCAUCUGCUGUAACUCUAUACACGUUCAAAAGCAGUUGACUUGAAGACGAGGGAACCCGAUGUGGUAAAAUGCUGAAUCAUUUCCGAGUUUUAGAACUGAUUCCUGCACCUCUCUAUAAUGAGCACGGACUAAUGUUGGCGUUUGUUUUCCCAGAUGGAGCUCCUGUAUUUCCCCAAUGUGUUUCUGUCUCAUGCAGAGCAGUACCGCUGGUCAGUUAACCUCACUGUCAUAUUUUCUGAAGGAUUCAAAAGUGAUAUAUUUGUUCCUUUUUGACAACUGUUUGCCUCUUAUGUGUGUGUACGCCUAGGAGGCUAUAAACCUGAUUCUCAUUGUGUGUGUGUUGUUUGGGAUAUACUGUGAUUAAUCAUGUGUUGGUUGAUUGUGUGUAUUACUGGGUGUUUCGCCCCUGUCUCUUAGCAUGACACGUCUUUUUGCCACUAUUAUAUUGUGUAUUUCUAUUGAGUUUGAUACAUCCACACUUCAUUUGAAGUCAUUGAUAAUGUACAGCUUUAUUUUAUUAGUGAAACCUUUUAAAAUGGCUGAUCUGUUUAAUACACUGAUAUUUUGACCUGGAUAAAUAGAGAAUGGGAUUACAGCGUUUUUGUUUUUUUCACCUUAUUGGGUUACUUGACACUGUAAAUGUUUAUACUGUUUUCCAUGAAAUACUACUAAUAAAUAAAAAAUCGUCUUUUA